This is a messenger RNA of Rhagoletis zephyria (snowberry fruit fly), 1977 nucleotides long. RefSeq names its product fatty-acid amide hydrolase 2. The record is from RefSeq and is a predicted model, not a curated record. Gene Ontology annotation, cellular component: endomembrane system. Lineage: Eukaryota; Metazoa; Arthropoda; Insecta; Diptera; Tephritidae.
GUUAAAAGCGAAGAAGUGGUCGAAGCGUACAUCGAGCGGUGUAAGCAGGUGAAUCCGUUGAUUAAUGCCAUUGUACAGGAUCGCUUUGAAGAGGCGCUGGAAGAGGCGCGCGAAACUGAUCGCAUUAUCGCCUCUGGCAUCAACACCAUCGAGGAGAUGGAGGACAAUACGCCACUAUUGGGCAUUCCAGUGACAGUUAAAGAGAGCAUUGCUGUGAAAGGUUUAACCAAUCAGGCGGGACGUGUCUUCAAGACGCCACAAAUUGCCAAAUCCGAUGCACCGGUGGUGGAACAGAUCAAACGUUGUGGUGGCAUAGUAUUGCUAGUAUCUAAUACACCAGAACUUUGCUUACUCUGGGAGACCUACAACAAUGUAACUGGCCAGACAAAGAAUCCCUACGAUUUAAAGCGCACGCCAGGUGGUUCUUCGGGUGGUGAAGCCGCUUUAUUGGCCAGCGGUGCUUCGUUGUUGGGUCUCACCUCCGACAUCGGUGGAUCCUCACGACUGCCAGCCAUGUUCAGCGGCAUAUGGGGUCACAAACCAACCCCCUACUCGGUCUCGUUCAAAGGCCACCAUCCGACCAGUGAUUAUCCCAAGUGGGGAGACUUCUUCACCAUUGCGCCGAUGACACGUUACGCCAAGGAUUUGCCGUUGCUACUGAAAUGUAUGUUGGACCCAACCGGUCCCAAGCUAACACUCGAACGGGAGUUGAGCAUACAGAGCAUACGUUUCUUCUUCAUGGACAACGAUGGUCCGUCGGGCAUGAUGCGGCCGCUGAGUCGCGAUCUACAUGCCGCCAUCAAUCGCGUGGCCACCGAUUUCAAUGCAAAGCGCGUAAAUAUACGAAAAAUGAAACUUUCACUCGACAUUUCACUCUCCGCAAUGUUGACCAUGAAGAACAUCGAGACCAUCUACUACAAAACUGAGGAAGGCGAACGCCCGAAAACCGUUUGCACAGAGACCGUUAAAUAUUUCUUCGGUUGCUCGGAUAGCAUCCUGCCGUCGGUGAUAUUCGGACAUCUGCAGAAUUUCAUGAAAAUCAUACCGAAUUCACGCCACAAGCACUUGGCCACAAUCAUUGAAGCGCUCAAGACUGAAUUCAAAGAGCUGCUCGGCAACGAUGGCGUCUUUAUCUAUCCAACAUUCCCGAAUACGGCGCAUCGGCACUAUCAAAUCUAUCACAAGCUAUUGGAGCCCAUGUAUAUGGCGAUAUUCAAUACGCUCGGACUGCCGGUCACCAAUUGUAUGAUCGGUUUGGAUAGACGCAAUCUGCCAAUGGGCAUACAGGUGGUCGCGAAUCCAGGACAAGAUCAUCUCUGCCUAGCAGUGGCGCGUGAAAUGGAGCGGCGCUAUGGUGGUUGGGUACGGCCGCCGUCAGAGGACGCAACGAAACGCAUAUGAAUGAUUAGCAGAGAACGGAAGAAUGUGAGCUUGAGCGUAUGAAUGUUGCGAAGCACUGGAGUCCCAACGGAACUGUGUCUGGAGUGUGUAAAAAUUUUGUUAGCAGAUUUGAAGCAAUAAUGAGCAGAGCAGCCUUUAAGUAUGAAUUAUGUACAAUACAUAUUUAGGUGCAUAAAGUAUUUGCUAUAAAAAAAUAAGGAUUUUUUUACAAAUCUGCAUGGAGCUUAGCAUACACUUAGGCGUCCAGUUUUUAAGCUUUAAAAAGCGACUGAUGUUUCGAAAUAUAUAUGUAACAGUAGUUUUACUAUGUAUGUGCUUAUCUUAGAAUUAAUCUACUUACUUAGUAACUUGAGAACAUCACCAGUGUGUACAUUAGGGCAAUCCAAAAAUAAACAGGAAAAUCAUUAUUGAAAUUUUUCCGCUGCCAGCCCCAGAAAUGAAAAAUAUCGAAAAUAAUCGGACCCAUUUUUCUUUACAGCGGUGCCGACGGGUCUUUGAUAUUUUACAUAUCUACAUACAUGUAUUUUACAUGGGAAAAAUAUAUUUUUUCGUAGCUAAACUAUAAAGUCCUCAAAA